CAAGUCCCACGCGGCUUCACAAAUGCGACAGUGACGAGUUGCAAAUAGUGCUUUUAGAGAAAAUAUAUUAAAGGCUUUGAGAAGGUUCAAUCAUGGAACAGAAUGAAUCCCCGAAUCGUGGAAAGUGGAAAAAUAAGACUGAAUCCAUCCUGUCGUGUGUGGGUUAUGCUGUUGGUUUCGGGAAUGUGUGGAGGUUUCCUUAUUUAGCAUACAAGAACGGAGGUGGUGCAUUUUUGGUACCUUACCUGAUUAUGCUGUUCUUAUGUGGAAUCCCACUAUUUUUCAUGGAAUCUGCUAUGGGGCAGUUUUCCAGCACCGGAUGUAUAACUGUAUUCAAGAUAUGCCCCUUGUUCAAAGGUGCUGGAUAUGCAAUAGUUGUACUAAACGCGAUUUCAAGCACAUAUUGCAACAUAGUCAAUACUUACCCCUUAAUGUUUCUGACGUACGCUUUUAAAGAUCCCUUGCCAUGGUCUGCGUGUGGCAACCCAUGGAACACCAAGGAUUGCAGAGAGUUAAAAGUGGAUGGUCCCAUGACUCAAACAAAUGACAGUUCCGAUCGAAGCAUGAAUAAAACUCUAGUGAAAACACCGGCAGAUGAGUUCUUCCAUUUGGAAAUACUGAAGAUGUCUUCAGGGAUCGAAGAAACAGGAUCCAUUGAUCCUUUCCUUCUCUCGUGCAACAUAUUCGCUUGGUUGAUAGUAUUCCUGUGCAUCAUGAAAGGAAUAAAAUCAGUUGGCAAGGUGGUAUACUUCACAGCUUUGUUUCCGUUUGUGGUUCUGUUCUGUUUGCUCAUCAGAGGACUUACUUUGCCUGGCGCCUGGGACGGAGUCUACUUUUACAUUUGGCCCAAAUGGGACCAGCUAACAGACUUGAAGGUUUGGGCAGCUGCUGCAAUACAAAUAUUCUUUUCCUUAGGACCAGGCUGGGGAGGACUUGUCAAUAUUUUUAGCUAUAAUGACUUCAAAAACAACUGUAAGCUAGAUUCCAUUGUAGUACCUUUAGUGAACUGUGGCACUUCCAUCCUGGCAGGUUUCGUAGUCUUUUCUGUGAUUGGCUUCAUGGCCCACGAAACUGGCAUGCCGAUAUCGAGAGUGGCCACAGAAGGGCCAGGAUUGGCCUUCAUAACAUAUCCAGCAGCCAUCAGUUUGAUGCCCUGGCCUAACCUGUGGGCGAUACUUUUCUUUUUCAUGUUGUACAAUAUAGGAUUGGACACCUUGUUUGUGUUUGUAGAAACAUCAGUGUGCGCUAUCGUGGACGAUUUCCCCUAUUUGAGAAAAUUUCAAUUUUACGUGACACUUGGCGCAGUCUUACUUGUAGCAUCUUUUUCUGUGCUUUAUUGCACAAAUGCCGGCAUGUACUGGUUACAACUUUUCGAUUGGUACGUCUCCUCGAUGGCUGUGGCCCUCAUCUGUCUGUCAGAGGUUAUUAUAAUUGGAUGGAUAUAUGGAGUCAAAAGGUUCGCCAAAGAUGUGGAAUUCAUGACAGGAGAAAAGAUAUCCUGGUAUUGGAUUCUUUCUUGGAAAAUAAUCACUCCAGCCUGUCUCACGUUUAUAUUGGCGACAGUCAUUGCCUUCAACGCGAGAGUAUCGUAUAUGGGUCACGAAUUUCCGGAAUGGGCAAUCCAAAUCGGUUGGGUAUCAUGCUCUGUAUCUAUCCUAUGCAUUCCAUUGUACAUGGUCUACAGACUGUUAUUCAUAGAAAAAGGCGAUUUGAUUCAGAGAGUAAAACGCAGUUUGACACCGCUACCUAGUUGGGGUCCAUCGAAACCACAAGACAGAUCAAAAUGGUCACAUAAGACGCUGGGAUGCGAUGUCGAAGAUCCAUCUCAACAAAAACUUGUAACCUUACGUGAUAACGAAGACAAUAAAUAGUUUUAACAAAA
Acanthoscelides obtectus is the source of this 1882-nucleotide messenger RNA. Lineage: Eukaryota; Metazoa; Arthropoda; Insecta; Coleoptera; Chrysomelidae. The record is from the annotation of a GenBank genome assembly.